Kwoniella shivajii is the source of this 1056-nucleotide messenger RNA. RefSeq lists its product as uncharacterized. The transcript has 3 exons. The coding region runs from base 1 to 1056 and encodes 351 amino acids. Gene Ontology annotation, cellular component: ribosome; mitochondrial small ribosomal subunit. Gene Ontology annotation, molecular function: structural constituent of ribosome; RNA binding. Lineage: Eukaryota; Fungi; Basidiomycota; Tremellomycetes; Tremellales; Cryptococcaceae. Gene Ontology annotation, biological process: translation. The record is from RefSeq and is a predicted model, not a curated record.
AUGUCUCUCCCUACCGCCUCAUCGUCUCUGCGUUCACUGCGUACCUUGUCCCUUUCUGCAAGCAGGGGAUACGCUUCUCUUACACCUUAUUCCCCGCUUACGUCCAAUGAUCAUAUACCCAAUCGAAGACCAGCAAGACCUACUUCACCUCAAUUCUUCACAGGACGACCAACGUUCCAUGAAUCCCUUUCAGACCUAUCAUCAACCAUAACCAACACCAAACAAAGUCUAAGAAAAUCAAAUGUGUACCCAUUACCUUCCGCUUUACCUCAUAUAAAUCCACCUCAAGCAAGUUGGGUAUCAAAAGAAGAAUUGUCUUCUUUAUUCCAAGUGAAACUUCGUACCAAUACCUUGAGACAGGUGAUGGAGUUACUGACUGAAUUACAUCACUUAAGACAUAUAUCAAAUCUAGCUGGAUAUCCUGAUUUAGUUAAUAAGAUAGAUCAAACUUUGGAUAAAUAUGAAAGGAACCAUUCGUCUUCAACAUCAGUCUCAACAUCAACCUCAAACUUCAAUGAGGACGAGAAAUUUCAAUUGAAUCAAGAUAAAAGUGGAAUAGAUCAAUUCGGUAGAGCUUAUUCAAGUGGUAGAAAGAAGACGUCAAGUUCGAGAAUCUGGUUGAUCCCUUCAAAUUCACUCUUAAUUUCGUCAUCGUCAUCAUCAUCAUCAACGUCAACGACAUCAACAACAUCACCGACAACCACAUCAACAGAAGUCAAGGGAAAUGAGAAAAUCAAAUCUGAUUUAUUGAUAAACCAUAUUCCACUUUCACAAUAUUUCCCUAGACCAUCAGAUAGAGAAACGAUCUUGAGACCGCUAAAAAUCACAGGAUAUCUAGGUGGUUUUAACGUAUUUGGGUUUGCGAGAGGUGGUGGAUUAUCAGGCCAAGCGGGUGCUGUAGCACUUGGUAUCGCAAGAGCUUUGAGCAUUCUGAAAGAGGACGCAAGGGAUGUUUUACAAGCCGACGGCGCCCUCAUGAGAGAUACUAGAAUGACCGAAAGAAAGAAGACAGGUAGAGCCAAGGCUAGGAAAGGAUACACUUGGGUCAAGCGAUAG